AAGGUACUAUAGCCGAUAGGAAAAUAGUUUCUAACAUUAUUAAGGCGGUUGAAGAAAAUAUCAAAGGCUCCAAUGUAGAAUUAAUAGUCAACGCACCUGAUAUCACUCCAGAUGAUGCUGAAGUUCUUAAACAAUUUCCUACCCGCUCAUUUACUGAUAAUAUGAUAUUACAAUGA
This is a messenger RNA of Funneliformis caledonium, 176 nucleotides long. The record is from the annotation of a GenBank genome assembly. NCBI's taxonomy places the organism in Eukaryota, Fungi, Glomeromycota, Glomeromycetes, Glomerales, Glomeraceae.